Molecule: messenger RNA, 4535 nt
Organism: Stomoxys calcitrans (stable fly)
Lineage: Eukaryota; Metazoa; Arthropoda; Insecta; Diptera; Muscidae
Gene: Hnf4
Product: transcription factor HNF-4 homolog
Exons: 6
Coding region: 1741-3954 (737 amino acids)
Biological process (GO): cell differentiation; anatomical structure development; regulation of transcription by RNA polymerase II
Cellular component (GO): nucleus
Molecular function (GO): zinc ion binding; RNA polymerase II cis-regulatory region sequence-specific DNA binding; nuclear receptor activity
Source: RefSeq, a predicted model, not a curated record
CUGCUACUGCUGUUGGGUUGACCGAGUGAUUGGUAGUUGGCGAAGUAUCGACCGAAGACGGUCAAUUUAGUAGAAUAACUUAAGUGGUGCGAAGGAACGCUGAUGUUAGUUAGGCCAACUGCUGCUGACUAACUGACUUGCGAGUGUGAGUGUGCGUGUUUGUGCCCGAACGAAGUGUUGUUGCAUGGCAUGUGUCAAAAGUGUAAUCGCUGCUGGUGUUGUUGUUUUCUUUUUUGGUGUUAACAUUUUUUUUUUCAAAAGGUUGUUGUUGUCAUGAUUGACGGACAACCAAUUCUUGGACAACAACAAAAAUAAUAGCAAAUUUAAAAAAAAUUAGCCACAGCAAUAAUAAUAAUAACAAUUAAUAAGAGCAACAACAACAGUAAUAAUAGUCAGCAAACAUUCAUCCAUUGUAAGCGGCGGCAGCAGCGACGGCACGGGCAUUAUAAUGCGAUCUUAGUAGAAUAGGGUUUAGUAUGUGCCGCGACAAUAUUUGCAGGUUUAGUCGGUAUUUUACGUUAGAACAUAAUGAUCGUUCCGUUUUGUAUUGUUUGAUGUACGUGCCCCACCAAAUCCAUUAUCGUCCAUGUGCAUCACAUUAACGUGGGAGAACAAUCGGCAAUCAACCGACUACUGUCAAUCAUAUAUCGGCGGUUAAAACCAUAAAACAAAAUACAAUAUCGGUGACAAAAAUUUGGUGAAAAAUUAAAAAAAAUUUAAUAGCUAGAAAAGCUAUUAAAAGAAAAUUAAGACCACAACAAAAUUAAAGUCACGCUUUGGUCGAACAUCGAUGACCAUCAUUACCACCAAUAAAAACGCCGCAAUUCAGUGUCAACAAACCAUAACAAGUGAAAAGUGAUUUAUUUUUUGUUUUUCGCUAAAAUAAAAUCAAUAGAAAAAGCAAAAAUUCUAAAAGAAAGCUCAACAAAAUAAAAAUACCUAUAUCAAUAAAAAUUUUAUGUACUAUACCUACGUGUUUGAAAUAAAAACAAAAAAUUUAGCAAAGAAAAAAUUAAUGCGAAAAAAUAUUUAGAAAAAAAAUCAAAACAACAAAUAAAGAAUAAAAAUAUUCAAAUUGAAAUUAAAUAUUUGCUGUUCUUUAAGUGUGCGCGCCCCGUAGAGUUUCAAUUGUGUACACAACACCGCCACUACAUACUAUUGCCAUAAAGCCGGCACCUCCUCCAUCACCCCCAAUUUCUUCUACUCUAUCAAAACUAGUCAGUCAGAGCAACAACCCAAACUGAAUGAAGUUGAUUUGCAAAAAAAAAAAAAAAAAAAAUUGCGAUUCUCUCUGCCUCCAACUAAAUGAUAUUCACAAAAUUCCCCCAAAUACACUAACAACUACAACAACUACUCCUAGUAGAGACUAAAUUAAAUACAUAACAGCAACAAAACAAACAAACAGCAAUAACACACGUCAUAGUAAUAUGCGUGCAAGUUUGCUUACCUCUAUGGAUGUCUGCAGCGGUGGAUAAGGUGAUUUCUAUUUGGAAAUCAAUUUGUUGGUGUUUUUAAGUGUUUGUUGUUGGGUUUUUUUUUGCAUUAGCAAAAUAUACAAAAACAAAUAAAAGUGUUUUUUUUUUUAUUAAAAAAAAGUGAAGAAACAAAAAGAAAAGAAAGAAAGAAAGAAACUAUUACAACAACAUCAUUGUUGCCAAAAAAUUGCCAACUACAUAUUCUCGCAGACUCCCAGAGUUGUUCAACCCUCUCUCCGUCUCUCUCUCUCUCUCACUCGCACCAAUGUUUACCAACAUUCUCAAAAUGAAAACGGAGCUAAUCACCAGCAGUGGUUUCGAUGACACCUACAUGUUUGAUGAUAAUCUGUUGCAUAUGAUAGAUCCCGAGAAUCAUAUGCUACAUUCGGAGGCAAUAUCAGUAGCAAACACUACGGCCCAUAGUCCAGUGAGUCAAGAGCUGAGCCCCAUAGGUACUUUGGGACACAAUAGCAACAGUAAUCACAGUAAUGCCAAUUCCCCGGCCAGUACGGGCAGCAAUAACAACAGUACAUCCUUUGCUGCUGCCAGCAAUGGCAAUAACUCACAAUCAUCGACAGUGUGUGCAAUAUGCGGAGAUCGGGCCACGGGCAAACAUUAUGGAGCCUCAAGUUGUGAUGGCUGCAAGGGUUUCUUUAGAAGGAGUGUGCGUAAAAAUCAUCAAUAUACCUGCAGAUUUUCCCGCAAUUGUGUGGUGGAUAAAGAUAAACGCAACCAAUGCCGCUAUUGUCGUCUGCGCAAAUGUUUUAAGGCCGGCAUGAAAAAGGAAGCUGUACAAAAUGAACGUGAUCGUAUUAGCUGCAGACGCACCUCCAAUGAUGAUCCAGAUCCUGGCAAUGGUUUAUCCGUGAUCUCUUUGGUCAAGGCGGAACUAGAGAGUAGGCAAUCCAAGGCGGGUGCCGCCAUGGAAACCAAUGCCAAUGAAGAUCUCUCUACCAAACAAUUUGCCAGCAUUAAUGAUGUGUGUGAAUCUAUGAAACAGCAACUACUGACCCUAGUCGAAUGGGCGAAACAUAUACCGGCUUUUAAUGAUCUGCAAUUAGAUGAUCAGGUGGCUCUGCUUAGGGCACAUGCUGGAGAACAUUUGCUGUUGGGCCUAUCCAGAAGAUCGAUGCAUUUAAAAGAUGUGCUCUUGUUAAGCAAUAAUUGUGUGAUCACCAAACAUUGCCCAGAUACCCGUGUUUCACCCAAUUUGGAUAUAUCACGCAUUGGAGCCCGUAUCAUAGAUGAAUUGGUUAUGGCCUUAAAAGAUGUUAACAUCGAUGACACCGAACUGGCCUGCAUUAAGGCUUUGGUCUUUUUCGAUCCCAACGCCCGUGGUUUAAAUGAACCCCAACGCAUUAAAGCUCUGCGCCAUCAAAUUCUUAAUAAUUUGGAGGAUUAUGUCUCCGAUCGUCAAUAUGAAUCGCGUGGACGUUUUGGUGAAAUUUUACUCAUACUACCAGUUUUGCAAUCCAUAACCUGGCAAAUGAUCGAACAAAUACAAUUUGCAAAAAUAUUUGGUGUGGCCCACAUUGAUUCAUUGCUGCAGGAAAUGUUAUUGGGAGGAGAACUGGCCGACAAUAACACACCGCUGACACCACCCAAUCUUAACAACUACAGUCCCACACAUGGCCUUGAUGUUAGUCAGGUCACAUCUUCCUUGGAUGUGCUAUCAUCACCCACAAGCAGUGAUCACUUAAACGAUGCCAUAUCCACAUGCAUGGAAAACACGCUCGAAGCCCAACUUAUGAUGGAUAGCAGUGCGGUGAAUGGUCAUCAUUUUAAUUUGGGAGUCCCAUUGAUCUCAAGAUCACCACAAGUGUCGUCGGCCAGCGGCCAGCAAAUGCGUCGCGACAACAACAGCUCGCCACUGAUGAAUGACGGUGAGCGAAGCAAUGAGGCAGAUGCCUCAAGGCAUAACAGUAGCAACAAUAACAGCAAUAGUUAUUUGGAUUCUUAUGGCCAUUUAAGGGCAACAACAAAUGUAGUCUCCACUCUGCACAGUCAUUUGCAGCAACAGUCAAACAUGCACCAGCCUCCCACCUCGCCCCAAACACAACAUCAUCAUCAGGCUCAACAUAUGCAACAUAGCAUGGGGCCGGGUCCCAUGUCCCAUUCACCACCUUUGCAUCGUAGUCACCCCUACCAAAGAUCCGAGUCCGGCGCAACAUCAUCGUCGGCGGCCGCAGCAGUCAUUAACAACAACAGUGGCAAUAAUGCUGGCCAGGGUCGCAAUCCCGCCGAGAUGACUCUAAACGAAUACAAUCGCUCGGAGGGCAGUGCCGAGGAAAUGCUAAGGAGGGCUCCCCUGAAAAUACGUUCCUCGGAGGCGUUAAGCGCCAUGGCCAACAGCAGCAACAAUUCACCAUCUAGCCAAACACCCACCACAAGUUCUUCCAGUUAUAUGUUAAAUGCCAUGCAUGAUGUAGGCGAAGCCUAUCGCAUGACACUGAAACAGGAACCGGAAACAGGUUACUAAGUGCCUUUCCAACACACUAAACAUAAAAAAACAGAAAAAAAAACUUUUCCUUAUAGGGAAAAAGGGUACUCUUUACACAUACACACACACACACACACAUAUAACUAUAGUUAUACAUAUAUAAUUAUGUAUUUAAUUUAAGGAUUUAUGGAUCAGUUAAAGGUUUAUUGAUAGUCUAGUUCUUCUUAAUAAGUUUUGUUUUUUUUUAAACUGUUGAAAUUUUGUUAAAUAAUGUUUUAGCUUAGUUUGGUAAUUAGGUUUUAUUCUAUCAAAUAUUCCCCUUGCAAACCCACCCUUUCAUCAUUCUUCCACUUCUUAGCCUUGCCCCUGCCCCCGACCCAGGCCUUAGUCUUUGUCAAUACAUACGCAUAGUCUUCCUUUAUGAGCAUCUAGUUUCUAAGAUUUGAGACUAAAGUAAACUGACAUUUUUUUUUUAUUUAUGUAUGGUCAUACAUAUUUUGAAUUUUUUAUUUGGAACAAUUAUUGUGAAUUGUAAACAUUUUUUAUAUGGCUUAUCGUUAUCAUUAUUAUGAUUUCUUUUUAUUAAAAAAAUUUAAUUUUUUUAUUUUAUUUCAUAAAAU